AUGCAUUCACAAAGUAAAGAAUCUAAAGCGAUUUAUGUUUUAACUCAGUUUUAUGAUGAUUUUAAUGAAAGUGAAUCAUAUAAUUAAUAAUAAUCAAAGCUUUAUUAAAAAGUUGUGUUGGUACAAGAAAUUUACUUUAUGAAAAAUAUGAUAUUGACUUCAAACAAAAGAUUACUUAAUUGAUAGGUAGUUAGAGUUUAUAAAUAGAUUUCGGUCAAUCAAAGAUGAAACCACUACUUAUAGAGGGAUUUUGACAUUUAUCAACUUUGAUUUAAUUUCUUAUUCGUAAUGGGAAGGAAUCGAAAAUAUUUUGGCACAGGAUUUGUAGAAGUUGGAGAAAAUAAUUUAGAAUUUAUAUGAAUCUAAAAUUAGAAAUUGA
This is a messenger RNA of Paramecium sonneborni, 379 nucleotides long. The record is from the annotation of a GenBank genome assembly. Lineage: Eukaryota; Ciliophora; Oligohymenophorea; Peniculida; Parameciidae.